GCUAAGUGAAUUUAGGAGGUUCUCCACCCAUUCCUGAACAGAGCGUUGCAGUGUGGAUGUGCAGGGAGCUACUGGAAGGGGACACUGCCAUUGGAGAACAGUGCUCAUGACUGGAGCAACAUAUGCAGCAGGUGGACAUGGGUACUGCUUUAUGUGAGCUGCAUCAGGCACUUUCUCUACACCAGACACAUCACAACAAGGAUGCUGCUCUCAUUGUGGCAGUACAAAAAAUUGCCACCUCAAAUGUGCAGUGCCAAACCCACACCAACUCAUCACCUGCCCCAAAAGCGAAUCCAUCUCUAGGUUAUCUAUUCAUCAUCAUGAAGCCCCUGCUUUUUCUUUUCAGUAUUGUUGUUGUCAAUUCAAUCCUGCAAAAUGUUACUCACAAGUAUUAUCUCAUCAUGACGCCGGUGACUUGGUCCACUGCACAGAAUUACUGCAGGGUGAUGUACACUGAUCUGGCAACUAUAGAAAGUGACAAUGACUGGGUACGGUUAAACAAACUAAUAACAAGCCAAAACAUAAAAGCUCCCUUCUGGGUCGGACUCUACAACGACAUCAACAGUUGGCGCUGGUCGUUUAAUGAAGUCCCAUUACAAAAUACCACCUUUAGAAAGUGGGGUUCUGGAGACCCAGAUAAUAACCAUGCCCGGGAAUCAUGUGGCAUAAUAAACAACGACGGAUACUGGUGGGACGCAUACUGCUAUGAUCUGAGACCCUUCAUAUGCUACAAUGGUACUAACAGUGGCGCUGACAGGUUUGUUGGUGUCACUAGUCCGAUGUUGACCUGGUCUGGCGCUCAGACUUACUGCCGGACAUUUCACACAGAUUUGGCCACGGUGACCAACAGCACAGACAACGACUUGUUAGCACAGCUAGCAUCAGUAAUGAGCAGUAUUUGUUACUGGAUUGGCUUUUAUAGAGACACUUGGAAAUGGUCAGAUGGAACAAACAUUUCUAAUCUCCAGUGGGCUAAUGGACAGCCCAAUAAUUACUAUAGUCAUGAGAACUGUGGACUGCAUAAUACGCUGUUUGAAGAUGAUACCUGCACCAACCUGCACUUUUUCAUGUGUCACACCAUAAAACCUGUGAUAAAACAGCAGAUAGUGAGACUGCAGGUGAAGUCUGAUGGAAGUGUCUUUGAACCUGAUGUACAGUCGAUGAUUCUGGAAGUGAUCAAGCAAACCCUGGAGAAUAAUAGAUGUCUGGAGAACACCACAAUGACCUGGAGGGUGCAGUCAGAUGGAAACAUCUUCAAAAAAACAAAGAGGGAUGACCUGUAAUGUCCCAUAUUAAUAAAAUCCAUUUAUUGGGAACAAAUAGAACAAUCCAUGCUGAAACAAUACAUUACAAUUGAUUUUGAAUAAAACAGAUGGUCAAAACAAUAAACUUGAUUAAGGAGGGGAAAACUUUUAAUUUGCCAGGGAAUCUUUUUGAGAUUGAAUGGUAAAUUGGUUUCCCAAAGGA
Messenger RNA from Silurus meridionalis, 1467 nucleotides. Its product is annotated as macrophage mannose receptor 1-like. The coding region runs from base 123 to 1283 and encodes 386 amino acids. The record is from RefSeq and is a predicted model, not a curated record. Lineage: Eukaryota; Metazoa; Chordata; Actinopteri; Siluriformes; Siluridae. The transcript has 8 exons.